AUGGCUGAAAUAUUUUAUAAUGGUAGGAGAGUUGACGGUCGCCGACCAAAUGAAAUUAGACGAGUGGAUUGUCAGUUUGGCUCGGGUUAUUCUGAUGGGAUUGUAUUUCUGCAUCAAGGAAAUACCAAGGUGAUUGCAUCCGUGGUUGGGCCCCAUGCUCCUAGAGCAAAAGGUGAUGGUGUUCCAGAUGGUGCAACGAUAACGUGCCAAUUUACCAAGCCUCCGUUCGCAUCAACUUCAGGGGAACGUCGCAAACUGUCAUCAAAUGAUAGAUCAGCGAAUGAUUUUGCUACUGCCAUUGAGGAGAUAUUUUCAUGUGUCAUCAGGACAGAAAAAUACCCAAUGUCUCAAAUAGAUAUUUUUCUUGAAGUUAUUCAGUCAGAUGGCUCUGAGUUUGCUUGUGCUGUAAAUGCAACUACACUUGCCUUAACUGAUGCUGGAAUUGAAAUGGAUUACCUCGUCAGUGCAGCUACAGUUGGUCUUUGGGGUUCACAUGUGUUCGCUGACCUUUGUCGCUUUGAGGAGAACCCACGUAUAUCACAGUUAACCGUUGUUUGUCUCCCAGUCUUCAUCAGCUUUCCGGAGUAA
This is a messenger RNA of Schistosoma mattheei, 588 nucleotides long. The record is from the annotation of a GenBank genome assembly. NCBI's taxonomy places the organism in Eukaryota, Metazoa, Platyhelminthes, Trematoda, Strigeidida, Schistosomatidae.